AUGCAUGCGCUUUUCUCUCGCAGGUUCGUCGUCGUCGUUGGCUCCUCUACUUCGCAGCUAACUAAAUCUCUAAUGAAGAAGAAGAAGCUCGCUUUUUCUCACUCGAGCCAGAGCCGCCAUCUUCCUUCUUCAUCUUUUGUAACCCGCUUUGUUCCGUCUCAUGUAUUACGGUCGGAGGAAAUCAAUGGGUUCUUUGCCAACACGUUGAGAAACACCCAUCUGAAGCUGAAACCUGGAAGUCUGUUGGAAGCUAGAGCUGGGUUCUUCGAUCCUCAGCUUCCUCCUAAGCCUUGGGUUUUCACUGGCUUUCAAAAACGUGGAUGGAAGUCUUGGUUUAAUGGAGCUAAUGGUGUUGUUUUCGGAUUGAUAAUAGCUAAUGCUGCUCUAUCAUCGUACACCUUUAUGACUGGACGUAUACACACGCUGAUAACUUCGGGUUUUAGUAAUGUUGGAACCAGUCAACUCAUCAUGAACAUGAUUGGACUCUACUACUUUGGGACCAGAAUCGCAAGAACCUUGGGACCGGCCUACCUUUUGAAGCUGUACUUUGCGGGAUCACUUGUUGGCUCUCUUCUCUUCUUAAGUGCUCAUGCUGUAAUGGCAAUACUCAAGAGCCAAGGAGUUUCCUACAAGGAUCAAUCAACACCCAUUGGAAUGCUGGGUCCAGAGGGAUCUCUAUAUGCCAUUGCACUGCUGGAUAUGUGCCUCUACCCCAAAGUUACUACAUACUUUGCGUUUAUUUGCCGAGUAACCGUAAUGCUUGUAAUCUUAUCCGUCGAAAACAAGUUUUUGAAGGUGUUAGAUGGGGGAACAGAAGAGUAUCACCGUGGGUAUGAUUCACGCUGUAGGAGGAGCUAUGGUUGCAGCCAUUGCGUGGAGACGUAUUAA
Messenger RNA from Brassica oleracea var. oleracea, 888 nucleotides. Its product is annotated as rhomboid-like protein 17, chloroplastic. The coding region runs from base 1 to 888 and encodes 295 amino acids. The record is from RefSeq and is a predicted model, not a curated record. Gene Ontology annotation, molecular function: serine-type endopeptidase activity. NCBI's taxonomy places the organism in Eukaryota, Viridiplantae, Streptophyta, Magnoliopsida, Brassicales, Brassicaceae. Gene Ontology annotation, cellular component: membrane. The transcript has 8 exons.